AGCGAGCGCAAAGGGGCAGGACUCUUUCUCUCUCUGGUGCUUUUAAGAGGAAACUUUGUGUUUUGUUCUCCAAGUUCACUUUAGUUCUCGCUCCUCUCUCAUCCUGCCUUCAUGCGCUUAUUUCCGUGACGCGUGAGAUGCGCACCGGGACAUGGAUCAGUCCAGCUCCAAUUCCUCACGCAAGUCGUUUUAAAGCUGCGUUUCGCAUCGUAAUGUUUCCAAAAGUUUUCUGCACCGGAUUGAACUGCAUGGAAUAAUGUGGCGGAUCGUUUUGCUGUGUUGCGCUCUGGAGGGUUCCGUUGCGUUCCGUCCACCUGCGAACGCGUCUCUUCUCGCACCUGUCCGCGGCGUGGUGCGCACUGUGGAUCGGAUUUAUCACGGAGGAGGAAAAGCGGGUUAUCUUCUGUACAUAGACGAGCAGCGCUUUCAGCUGGAUAUGGAGCGGGAUGAGUCUAUACUGUCUCAUCACUUCAGUUUGAACGCAGACGCGCCGCCGCCGCCGCGUCGGGAAUGCGUUUACCGCGGCACCGUCAACUCAAACGCGGAAUCGCUUGCGCUUUUCAAUCUGUGCGGCGGCGGACUCGACGGGUUUUUCGCAGUGGAUGACGCGCGGUACACCGUCACGCCGCUCAUCCGAGCCGACACGACGCGCGCUCUCCACUAUUACACGCGCGAGAGCUUCGAUUUCGACGUGAUGCCAGCGCGGCACAGCUGCGGCACGCGCGACCGCAAAGCGCGGAACGCGCGUACGCUGUUCGCGAAGCGCGACGCGCUGACGCGACGCAAGCGCUCCGUGUCCCGCGCGCGGCACGUGGAGCUGCUGCUGGUCGCGGACGCGUCCAUGACGAAGAGGUACGGGAAGGACCUGCACCAUUACCUGUUGACGCUCGCGUCCAUCGCGUCCAAACUCUACGGCCACGCCAGCAUCGAGAACCCCAUCCGCCUGUCGGUGGUUAAAGUCGCGAUCCUGUCCGAGAACGAGAAGGGCAUCGAGGUGACCAAGAACGCCGCCGCGACGCUCAAGAGCUUCUGUAAAUGGCAGAAUCAGCAGAACCCUCUGGAUGACGAUCAUCAGCAUCACCACGACGCGGCGAUCCUCUUCACCAGGCAGGCAGGCGUCUUCGGUCCCCUGACUAGUGAGUGUCUUCAUACAGUGUGUGUCUGUGCACAUUCCUCACACGAGACGCUCUCGAGAUCUGAGUGCCAUGAACCGCAGCAGAGAGCUGUCCCGGGCUGGAGACCACACUGGUUUCGCCCCUCACAGAUCCCACACUCUUCUAAUCCAGGAUUAGGAAACUCAAACAGUCUGGAACAUGGGGUUCCUGCAUGCGGAGACGAGAGACUUGAGGAUGAUGAGGAUGAUGAAGGGGUCGACAGCGUCUGUCUGUCUGGGGCAUUUCACACGUCUUCAGCCGCUAUACGUUUACAGUUCACUGAAAACCUCGGAAAGAUUCUGGACGCUCUGAAUCCAUCCGUCUGCGUCCCGCUGUCCCAAAUCCUUACGUUUGUAGAUCCAAACAGGCCAGACAAGCGAUUGAAGCUCUUGUCUCAGAUCAGCACUGAUGUUCGUCUCGUCACUGAUGGACGUGUGAGAGCAGACCUCAGAUCAGCGGGUCCAGGCCGAACGUCUGGCCCUGAAACGCCCUGUAAAUCAGAAGCAGUGUGUGUCUCAGGGCACCUGCUGGGUCUGUCCCAUGACGACUCUAAAUUCUGUGAGGAGCGAUUUGGCUCCAGUGAAGACAAGCGGCUGAUGUCGUCCAUCCUGACCUCCAUCGACGCGUCCAAACCCUGGAGCCGCUGCACCUCUGCCACCAUCACUGACUUCUUCGACGACGGAAACGCGGAGUGUCUGCUGGACGCUCCUCGUCUGCCUCUCUUGGGUCCGGAGGAGCUGCCGGGUCAGAGAUACGAUGCGGUCCAGCAGUGCCGCCUGGCCUUCGGGCCGGAGUACACCGUGUGUCCCGGGAUGGACGUGUGCGCGCGUCUGUGGUGCGCCGUGAUCAGGAAGGGACAGAUGGUGUGUCUGACCAAGAAGCUUCCGGCCGUGGAGGGAACGCCGUGUGGGAAGGGCCGGAUCUGUCUGCAGGGGAAAUGUGUGGACAAAACCCGAAAGAGACACUACUCGACGUCGAAUCACGGCAGCUGGAGCUCCUGGGGUCCGUGGGGUUCGUGUUCUCGGACGUGUGGCGGUGGUGUCCAGUUUGCACAUCGUCUCUGUAACAACCCUCCUCCCCGAAACAAUGGCCGCUACUGCACCGGGAAGAGAGCCGUCUACCGCUCCUGCAGCGUAACGCCGUGCCCUUCAGCCGGGAAGAGUUUCCGUCAGGAGCAGUGUGAGCUGCGUAACGGCCCUCAGACGGACCCUAAAGGAGUGAAGACCUUCAUGGAAUGGGUGCCGAAGUUUGCCGGCGUGCUUCCCAAAGACGUGUGCAAACUCACCUGCAGGGCCAAAGGGACGGGAUACUACGUCGUGUUCUCGCAGCGGGUGGUUGAUGGGACGGAGUGCCGGCCGUACAGCAGUUCGGUGUGUGUGAAGGGGAAGUGCGUUCGCACCGGCUGCGACGGGAUCAUCGGCUCGAAACUUCAAUAUGACAAGUGCGGCGUCUGUGGCGGCGACGGAAACAGCUGCAUCAGAGUGGCUGGAAACUUCACCAAGAAGAGCAAGGGCUACACAGAUGUGGUGAAGGUUCCCGAGGGCUCGACGCACCUGAAGGUCCGACAGUACAAAGCCAAAGGCCAGUCGCGCUACACAGCGUAUCUGGCGCUGCGGCGGCCCGGAGGAGAAUACCUGCUCAACGGGAAGUUCAUGAUCUCCACGUCCGAGACCAUCAUCCCCCUCAACGGCUCCGUUCUCAACUACACCGGCUGGAGUCAGCGGGACGAGGCCCUUCACAGCAUGGGCCCCGGGGCCCUUCAGGAAAGCCUGGUGGUGCAGAUUCUGGCCACGGAUUCUAAGAAACCACUAGACAUCCGCUACAGCUUCUUCAUGCCGCGCAAAAUGCCGCUUCCGCCGCGUACGGUCGCCACGUCUUCGGGAACCGUCGCGGCGCUGUCCUCGGCGGAGAUUGUGACGUUUACGACCGAGGUUCCUGUGACGACGACGAUGCCCGCGGGGCCGCGCUGGGUGACGGGAUCGUGGAUGACGUGCUCCAGAGCUUGCGAUACGGGUUGGCAGAGUCGCACGGUGCAAUGCCAGGACCCUCAAGGGAAGCUGUCCAAGAGCUGCCCGCUCAGCGCCCGGCCGUCGGCCUUCAAAAACUGCCUGAUUAAAAAAUGUUGAGGACCCCUCAAUCAGACGAACUUCCUGACUGAGCUUCGUGAAGCACGUAGACUGAACCGUUGCAGUUGCAUUCCGAUCACUGUGGGAUUCUGCUAGCGUUCACAAUUGUGUUGCGUUGUGACUCUGGAGCUUUGGCUGUAGCCUUGAAUGUGGUGACGUUCAGCCACGCCCCUUUGACAAGGCCACGCCCCUUCAUUCAAAUGACACGCCCCUUGAGUUCACACUGGCAGUGAUUUAAAGCAUUUCUGUAGUGUUUGAUGUUAAGAUGCAUUGACAUUAACCAUUGAUAAAAUGGAAUGUUCUAUUAACGUUCACAUAACCAAGAAAAAACAUUUUAAAAACAUUCAGAAACAGUGUUUUCAUAACUUAAUGGGAACAUUAGCCUAACAUUCUGUAUCAAUAUCAUAUGCAAAAAAACAGAGUGUUGGGAAUCCCUCAAUCAGACUAACUUCCUGAAUCCUGCUAGUGUUCGCAAUCGCGUUGUGACUCAGAUGAGGAGCUUUGGCUCUAGCCUUAAAUGUGGCAACUUUCAGCCACGCCCCUUUAACAAAGCCACACCCCUUAAGUUCACACUGGCAGUGAUUUAAACCACUGCCAUAGAGUUUAAUGUUAAGUUGCAAUCACAUUUACAGUUGCUCUGUGGAAUCAAGUCAUUCCAAUUGGAUUCCAACGAUUGCGUGAAAAAGCUUACCCACGUAGGUUACACUUUUUUCCAUUGACCAACAGAAAACCGCUUGGUUUCAAAGUGACUUCUGUGUGAGUGGCACUUCAUACAUCUCUAUUUUAUAGACAGCAGACAUUGGACUGUUUUGGUUCACGAAAUUUCACUGCAAUUUUGCUAAUGUGACCGCAACUUCGACUGUAGGGCUGCGCGAUAUAUAGCAUAAUGUAAUUUCCUUUUGAUUUGUGCUUGUGUAAAAGUGCAAUAAUUCUGAUUCUGAAAUCUAAAAAGGAAUUUCUCAAACCUAGAGCCUUUGUGAUUUUGGAGCAAAAUAAUCAGGAUUAUCAGAUUACCGUGCCACCUUACUUGAUUGCAUUAUUCAACUAUAUCAGUCUGCGCUCCCAUUGGUUGUCAUCGCAUUUAGUCACAGCUUAUUUGUAUAAAGCUGGACCACGUUGUCAACAAUUGUCAACAGAUUUACUGAUCGCUGUUAGCGUGAACAACCUGUUUAGGGUCCCAAUAUCACCCAUAAGAAAUAAGCAUCGACUGCAGGAACGGAAAGGUCCAUGCAGAAUGCUGAUUUUCCGGAGUGAAUCUCAUAAGACUAAGACAAACUGGGAAUAUGACUGACCGCCGGUCCGUUCCUGAGCUCGUUUUCAGGGUUUGAGCUGACGUUGAUGUGUUUGUUCCUCUGUGCUCCAUGUUUAUGUCCGUUUGAGUCUGAAACUCCCACAAUGAACUGAUCUUCCUUUCUUUGUUACAGAACAACUAAACAGGGCUCUGAUUUGUAAA
Sinocyclocheilus anshuiensis is the source of this 4733-nucleotide messenger RNA. RefSeq names its product A disintegrin and metalloproteinase with thrombospondin motifs 5-like. Bases 257 to 3280 code for a protein of 1007 amino acids. The record is from RefSeq and is a predicted model, not a curated record. The transcript is spliced from 12 exons. Gene Ontology annotation, cellular component: extracellular matrix. Gene Ontology annotation, biological process: extracellular matrix organization; proteolysis. NCBI's taxonomy places the organism in Eukaryota, Metazoa, Chordata, Actinopteri, Cypriniformes, Cyprinidae. Gene Ontology annotation, molecular function: metalloendopeptidase activity.